AUGUCCAAACCCACGGUUUUGUUGAUCGGGGGCCUGACACAUGUCAACAAAGAGUGGGAAGAGUAUGGCUCCAAAUAUGUGCUGAAAGAAUUCCGCAAAGGAACCCGGGCUCAGUUCUUGUCCAACUGCAAGAACGGCGAAUAUGACGGCAUUGUGGCUCUGUAUCGUUCAAAUCAUUCUGUCUCCCAGACUGGCCCUUUUGAUAAAGAGCUGGUGUCGGUCCUCCCGAAAUCUCUGAGAUACAUCUGUCACAAUGGUGCGGGAUAUGACAACAUCGAUGUGGAUGCAUGCACAGAGAAAGGCCUCCAGAUUUCCAGUACUCCGAUAGCUGUCGAUGACGCCACUGCCGAUGUUGGUAUUUUCCUGCUGUUGGGCGCCCUCAGAAAUGCCUGGAUACCUUUGACGGCCAUUAAAGAGGGCAAAUGGAAAGGCAACACACCCAUUGGACACGAUCCCAAGGGCAAGGUUCUCGGAAUCUUGGGCAUGGGAGGUAUUGGCAGGGCGAUGGCAAAGCGUGCACGAGCGUUCGGGAUGAAGAUUGCCUACCACAACAGGUCGAGACUGUCUCCAGAACUGGAGGAAGAUGCCACAUACCUUUCCUUUGAUGAGUUACUCGCCCAAUCUGAUGUCCUGAGCCUCAAUCUCGCCCUCAACGCCAAAACCCGUCACAUCAUAUCCGCCCCGGAACUCGCAAAGAUGAAGGAUGGCGUGGUCAUUGUCAACACGGCUCGAGGCGCCUUGAUUAACGAGAAAGACCUAGUUGCAGCGCUCGAGAGUGGGAAAGUGGCAUCGGUUGGACUAGACGUCUUUGAGAAAGAACCCGAGGUGGAGGAGGGCCUGUUGAAGAAUGACCGAGCCUUCAUUGUGCCGCAUAUUGGCACAAACACUUAUGAGACGCAAAGAGAGAUGGAGCUGUUGGUGCUGCAGAACCUGGAAAGCGCUGUGGACAAAGGAACGCUAUUGACGCCCAUACCGGAGCAAAAGAACAAGUCAAAUGGCCACUUAUGA
Capronia epimyces CBS 606.96 is the source of this 1008-nucleotide messenger RNA. RefSeq names its product D-3-phosphoglycerate dehydrogenase. Lineage: Eukaryota; Fungi; Ascomycota; Eurotiomycetes; Chaetothyriales; Herpotrichiellaceae. Gene Ontology annotation, molecular function: glyoxylate reductase (NADPH) activity; hydroxypyruvate reductase [NAD(P)H] activity; NAD binding. The record is from RefSeq and is a predicted model, not a curated record. The transcript is spliced from 2 exons. Gene Ontology annotation, cellular component: cytosol. Bases 1 to 1008 code for a protein of 335 amino acids.